AGCGUCGGGCAUUGUGAACGUUGACCCGACUGAAAGUUGAGGAGAGGGUCAGCGCUCCUCCUCCUCCGCGCACGUCUGAACGCGGCGACUCGCGUUAUCGAAGGCGACACGGUGCAGCGUGAGGGGGCCGGUGAGUGGAGAGGGAGAGGAAAGCAGGCAGGACACCAGCGAGAAAAAGAGAGAGAGCAGGGGCCGGCUAAGCUGCGGGCCGGGGAAUCACACAGAAUCCUCUGGGGGGGGGGGCAGAAAGGUGCCUGCAGCCUCGGCUGGAAUGCCUCCUCCCUCGCCAUUUGGCCGCCGCCAGCAGCGCCUGUGGUGUUGAGCCUCGCCGAGCUGGGCUCAUGCGCAUUGCCGGCGAUGCUCGCGCGCUGCCCUCUCUGGCGCCACUUCUGCUCCUCCUCUCGCUGCUGCUGUUGCUGUUUCUCUCUCUCUCUCUCUCCUCCUCGCCUGUGUGAGGGACUCCCUGAACUAGAAGCUGCUCGCUCUGGGGCUGCCUCUUUCUCCCUCUGCGCCUCCCUUGCCACCGGGAAGCCUUUUUUGUGUUUGUUCUUUGCGACGUAUUGCUUCCCCCCCCCUUCCUCCAUUGCGCUUUCCCACGCGCACCACCUCCCUGUCUGCGCUCCCCAUUCUUCUCUUCUCUUCUAAGCCAAGCUGAGGAGAAGGAAAGUGGGGCGCUGUGGGCUCGACGCUGCUGCCAGGACCGGCUCGUUUGGACUCGGCGCCUCAGCCGGCUGCCUUUCGGAGCGUGGGGUCCUCGCUCAGCCUUAGAGCUGCAGUGCGCGAAGCCGCCGGCGGGGGCGCGGCACCUGGAAGGAUCAGAAAAAACUCCCCAGCUCCAAAGAGAGGGAAGACUCUGCCGCCACUGCCCGGGGGACCUGCCUCUCUGGAACAUGCCUUUUUCACAGCUGGGUCUACAUCUUCAUCGAGCUAUCCAGUACAACCCCAAGGUCUUUUUCCAGGCAGAUGCCAAAGCUCACAUAUUCCAAGCUCGGAUCACCCUUUUCUAAUCCUGGUGGAGGUCUAAACAAUUGAAUUCUUUAAGUAAAGAAGAACUCUUAUCAGCGCAAAUGCCAACGUCUUGUGAGGACUAGUUGCCCUCCAUCCAAAAGCGCCCCCCUUCUGUAUCAUGGGGCCUGGUGAUAGCUUCUUAAGUACAGGGCUGCUUCACAUCAUCAUAUGGGGAAGCCUGGCAGCCAUGGCAAUGCUCCUGGUCUUCAGUUUUCUGCUCUUCCUAUGCUCUAGCUGUGAUAGGGAGAAGAGACCCAAACACCAGAAUGGGGACCAUGAGAAUCUGAUGAAUGUGCCUUCAGAUAAGGAGGCAUUUAGCCACUCUGUCACAAGUCUGGCUACAGAUCCACUUGCCAGCAGUGAACAAAAUGGAGGACUCAGUAAUGGUGAUGUUCUCUCAGAAGAUAGCACAACUGCUUGCAUCCAGCCUUAUGAAGAAGUGCAAACCUCUGCUACUGACCUCCUGGAUCAACAGGACAGUCAGGGAAGAUCCUUAAAAUGUCAUCAAAGCAGGGAGCUACCCAGAAUUCCUCCCAACAAUGCCAUAGAAACUAUUCUGUCUACAAGAAAUACAGAAAAUGAUCAGGGUCUAGGUAUGGAGGGCCCCUACGAAGUGCUGAAAGACAGCUCCUCCCAAGAAAAUAUAGUUGAGGACUGUUUGUAUGAGACUGUGAAGGAGAUAAAGGAGCUGGCAGCAACAGCUAGCACAGAGAAAAGCUGCGACAGCAAGCCCAAAGCUGCUGUGAUGGUUAACGGGAACCUCGAUCAUGUUGCCGAGCGUAAAGUUGAAUCAGCUGAGUAUGCCUCCGUGGACAGGAAUAAAAAAAGCCGCCAGAGUGUUAAUUCGGAGAGUCCUCUUAGCAACACUCCAGACCUGGAAGAUGAAGCUCCGCCUCCAGUGCCUGCGAAACUCCUUGAUGAGAAUGAGAAUGAGCAGGAGAAAGGAGCCAAGGAAGAGGAAGAGGUGGCAGAAGGGCCUAGUGAACCUGACAAGAGGCUUAGUUCACUGUCCUACAAAUCUCGAGAAGAAGACCCAUCUCUUACAGAAGACGAGAUUUCAGCAAUGUACUCUUCUGUAAAUAAACCAGGCCAGGCCACCAGAGCGCUGGAGUCUACAUACACCUGCAUUCCUGAAAUUGUACCUCAGAAGUCACCAUCUAUUUGCAGUGGUCUUUAUGCCAGUGUGAAGGACUUGGAAAAUACCCCAAACCUUACCGCCAUGCCUCAGUCAACAGACAGACUAAAUGGGGAAUUAGAGCCAGACUAUGAAGCCAUUCAGACUAUAAACCGUGAGGAAGACAGAAAUGUUUUGGUACUGAACAACAGCCAAUCAAUCCUCCCACAAGAGAAUGACUAUGAGAGUAUUGGGGAUUUGCAACAGACCAAGGACAUCACUAGGCUUUAACUGUGUAAGAUGCAAGACUCUGGGAACUGGUGAUUGGCUGUAUUUCAGAAGACCCAAGGUGGAUUCACAGUCAACAUUUUAUCACUAACAAGCUUGACUGACAGCUUAGCAUACAAAAUUAUCUCCACUGAAAACAAAAAAGUAUUUCAUGUCAAGUGAAAUGAAAGCUCUGCCUGAAAUGUUUGAUAAGCUAUUGUCUGCUUUACACAUGGAAAUCACCUUCUAGAUGUAACCUCACUAUGGGGGAAAAGCAAGGGAUAUUGCUCCUUCUGAAGAACAGAGAAAGGCAAAGGGGAAGAAAAGAGUUUUUUUUAAAAAACAACAACAACUAAAAACACAACCCUUAGAAUGUUUUGCCAAGAUAUGUGAUGCCACUUGACUGCUCUUGUAGGUACUGGUUACCACCAUAAAGUAUAGAUAUAAUCAAAGCUGACGGUACUGGAAAGGCUUCCAUGGAGAAAGCUAGCAUUUGGUAAAAAGAGUUUAAUGUUUGCCACUUGCCAUAUGUGUGUGUGUGUCCAUGCCUGUGUUAUAUGCACACGCGCGAGCACACAAACACACACAAGGUUUUAAUUUUCUUUAAAAGGGUAUUUUGUCAUCUAUGGGGGGAAGUGGACAAGUUGUAAAUUCUCUUAGGAUAUUUUCACACAUGCACCAUUUGUAGUGCUUGGCAUGCAUCGUAUUGUUUCACUGUGUUUACAUGCCAGCUUCCAAACAGCUAAUUUGCAGCAACAUGCUUAAUGCAACCAUGGAGACUUUUGUCAUUGUAAGUCAACAAGGAAGCCUGACCUUAAUCUUAUGCUUCAGCUUUUGUCUUGCUCUGCAGAGGUGGGAAAAUGCUAGGAGAGGGCAGGGAGAUGGUAUUUUGGGAAAUCUGCACAUCACGUUUUGAGGAACUAUAGUUAAAUAUUGUUGAAGGUGGUUUGCACUUUUGUUUGCUGUACUGCAGAUAGCAUGUGGCCCUUUAGUUGGUGAUGGACUGGAAAAUCCCAUCAUCCCUAAUCAUUUUCCAUGCUGGCUGGAGUCCAACAACAUUGGGAAGUGGGGAGUGUCCCUGGACUAUAGUAUGGUACUGUCAUUCACAAGUGAUCUAUUCCCACAAUGAUUGAAUAAAACUUGUAGAAUCCA
Molecule: messenger RNA, 3541 nt
Organism: Podarcis raffonei (Aeolian wall lizard)
Lineage: Eukaryota; Metazoa; Chordata; Lepidosauria; Squamata; Lacertidae
Gene: PAG1
Product: phosphoprotein membrane anchor with glycosphingolipid microdomains 1
Exons: 9
Coding region: 1127-2413 (428 amino acids)
Biological process (GO): negative regulation of T cell activation; intracellular signal transduction
Cellular component (GO): plasma membrane; membrane raft
Source: RefSeq, a predicted model, not a curated record